AUGCCUCCCCGAAGGAUCCUGAUAGUAGGAGCGGGCAUUGCCGGUAUUGCUAGUGCUCUGGCCAUCUCCAAGGAGCUUACCCCCUUUGUUCCCGACCUUCAGAUCACCAUCUUCGAACGUCAUGAUAUCCUCUCGACUUCCGGGGGCGCGAUCAACCUGACCCCCGUGGCUCAACGUCAUCUCGAUCAGCUAGGCGUCUUAACGGAAUUAGAUCGACUGGGCGUCGAGGGUGGAGCGGAUGUCGAUUCCAUUCAAUUCUUCUCUUCCCGCUCGGGACGGUCCCUGGGGUCGAUCGACUUCACGCAAGGUCGGGGCCCCGAAUUCACCGGGUACAAGGGCCGACGGGUCAUGCGCAUCAUUCUUUCGGUGGCCAUGUUGGCCGUCGUCGAGCGGACCCGGAACAUCGAGAUCGUGUUUGGCAAGAAACUCUGCAAGGCCGAGGAGAUGGAUGAGGAGGCCACCCUCUACUUCGAGGACGGCACGACGGCCCGGGGGGAUUUGGUGCUGGGGUGUGACGGCGUGCAUUCGGCCACGCGAAUGCAGUUGGUGGCGCCUGAAUAUCCCUCCGAAUACACGGGCAUUUCCUUCCUGCAAGGCGUUGUCGACGCCAAGAUGGUCAAAUCCCGCGUCCACUUCCGAACGACGUCGAUGAACGUCUCCCGGCACGGCUCGCUCCUGGCGAGCUAUUGCGAUCGAGAAAAGGAGCAGAUCUUCCUGGCUGCGAUUGUCCAAUUCGAUAAGCAGCUGAUUUCGCGAUAUCGGAUCGAGGCCGGCCAGGAUUGGAGGAAACAGCAUGCCAUCCGGAAAGCCCUGCAGGCGGAGAUGCAGGAUCGAUUCGGGAAAUCGGGCAUUCCCUGCAUUCGGGAGAUGAUCUAUAGCCCGGCCGAGUGGAUGCUCUACCCAGUGUACCAGGUGCGGCCGGGAGGACGGUGGCAUACCCAGCGGGCGAUUCUCCUCGGGGAUGCCGCACAUGCGAUGCCGCCCCGCGAUGAGUCGGCUGCAUAUGCCCUUGACGACGCCAUUGUCUUCUCCCGGAUCCUGGCCAAAUACCGUCUCGAACCCCUGGCCGAAGCCUUCCGAGCCUACGAAGCCAUCCGACGCGAGACCGUGAACGAAGCCUUCAAGUCCUCGCAACGCAUGUGGGAGAAACACAAGGACAUGGGCUUGUUGGAGGGCCGGCUGCGCGAGUGGACGCUCCCUUUCUAUAUCCGCAAUUCAAAAGUGGCUCGCGAGGCCGCGUGGGAGUUUGACGCGACCAAGAUCCUCAUUCCGCCGCCGGCCGAGGAGCAGGAAUCGUUGUACUCGUUUGAAAAAGAAUAUCGUUUUUAG
This is a messenger RNA of Aspergillus clavatus NRRL 1, 1329 nucleotides long. RefSeq names its product FAD-dependent oxidoreductase. Lineage: Eukaryota; Fungi; Ascomycota; Eurotiomycetes; Eurotiales; Aspergillaceae. The record is from RefSeq and is a predicted model, not a curated record. Bases 1 to 1329 code for a protein of 442 amino acids. Gene Ontology annotation, molecular function: monooxygenase activity; FAD binding. The transcript has 2 exons.